AGAAACCCUCGAAAUGUUGUACCACCACCAGACAGAGUCACUGCGUAUGAAGAGUCUCUGCAUGUAUGACAGCUCACAUUGAAUGCUAAGUUCUUACACUGAUAUGUUUGUCCAGGUUCAUAGUAGUAUAUAGUUAUACCGUCAUCGUACAAGUCAAAGAUUGACAGAUCGAGUGUAUAAGGCGAGGACGAUGAUUGGGGUGACCCUCCAUGACCAGGAGUUAAUGAACUACAUGCUGUAGAUGGUGCUCCUGAAGAGUAAGCAUCAGCUGAACCUCCAAACAGUAACAGCAGGAGAACCGCCAGCCUCUUCAUGCUGUGUUGAACUGUUUCUUCUCCAGCUGACCAACGUUCUCCCUCUGCAGCAGUCACGUCAAUCUUCGGCUUUACAGCAGCCUAAAUGCACUUCGACUGUGCAGAGUACUACAUGAAACCACAAUGUGCGCAUGCGCCGUCCACAAGCUUUCCGAUGUGACAUUAUGUGUGGGAUUUUUGCCUGUCUCUGCAAUACUACGGGACGAGAUGGCAAAGGAUUCAUAAAGGUCAUCAACACAGAAACAAUCAGUACCCCUUUCUUUUAUUAUACUAUAGGAGGUGGUGCUGGGAAGACUCCAAAGGCGGGGCCCAGACUGGCUGCACGAGGUGUGUCUUCCGGUGGGUGGAGGUGGGCUCCAGUUGGAGCUCCUGGGAACUCUCCUCAGGAUGAGAGGAGAGCUCACCCCAUUGCCCCUGGGUAACGAGGCAGGUGAUUGGCUCCUGUGGAAUGGAAACGUUUUCGGGGGUGACAUCCAGAUUGCUCCGGGCGAAAAUGACACUGUGAAGGUCCUUCAAGAGCUAAGCUCUAAACACACACACUCAGAGCUCCUGGAAACCCUUGCCUCCAUACACGGACCAUGGUCAUUUGUCUUCUGGCAGGCCUCAAGCCAGAGUCUGUGGUUUGGUAGAGAUGUGUUUGGUCGUCGCAGUCUUGUCUGGCACCUCCCACAUUCACCAGACGACUCUCUCGUCCUCUCCUCGGUCGGACACUUUGACCACACUACCACUACACCCGACUACUGGCUGGAGGUUCCAGCUGUGGGGAUAUACAGACUCUCCUGCACUGGGAUCGCAACCAUGGAGUCAGCUGCUCUGGAGUGCUAUCUGUGGAAGCAAGGAGAAAGUACGUUUCAGUCAGAGCAAGUCAUUGCUGAUGAGCUGGGCUCACUGAAAACUUGUCUCACCGUCACCUCAAUCAAAGAGGACCACCCCCUCGUUUACUUUCCAUCAAUUAACUCAACAAAAGAUGUGGAUCCACCACCACACCCCUUGGCAGACUCUAGCCAUCCUCAGGAAGACACUCGCGCUGCUGAAGCAGUUUCUACAACCGACUCUCAAUCAAGUACUGAUCCACCACUACUGCCUAGUGAAAGAGUUGGACCUCGGUGUGCUAGGCAACCUCCUGCUACCACCAUCUCCUAUGGAGAACAUGUGGAGAGGUUUCUGGACAUACUCCAGGCUGCAGUCCAGCGUCGCGUGUCAAGAGCUCCGCCAGUGAGCUGGGGGAAGAGGCAAGUCACCAAGGUCAAAGGUUCAGUUAAGCUGGGAGAUGACGCUAGGACGGAAGGAGGCACUAGUGGAUUGGGAGUUGACCGUGAAGGUGUCCUGGAAGGUCAUGCCAGAGUUGCUGUCUUGUUUUCCGGUGGUGUUGAUUCUGCAGUGCUAGCUGCUAUAGUUGACAGGUGCCUGGAUCCUGAAGAAGAGAUUGAUCUCAUUAACGUAGCAUUUGAGCAGAAGCAUCUACCAGAUCUGACCCCACCAGGUUUGAUGUUCCUGACCGGAUCUCCGGUCUGGCCUGCUUACAAGAAUUGAACCGAGAGAGGAAAUGGAAUUUCGUAAUGGUGAAUGUCACACUAGAUGAAGUCAACAAAAUGAGGAGUGAGGUAAUAUCCCAGCUGGUGUACCCCCUCAACACGGUCCUGGACGACAGUAUAGGCUGUGCUCUCUGGUUCUCAUCCAGAGGCCUUGGCAUUCUCCACUCUGGUGGCCCUGGCUCCAAGUCUGGACCACCACGCUACCAAUCAUCAGCCAGGGCACUGCUAGUGGGGAUUGGAGCUGAUGAACAAUUGGCUGGAUAUGCCCGCCACCGCACCAAGUUUAGGACUAGUGGUGUGGCUGGAGUCAUCAGGGAGGUGGAGAUGGACAUAAAGCGACUGGCAAAGAGAAAUUUCGGCAGAGAUGACAGCUCUUCCAGACGAGUGGGAGAGAUCCGAGACGAACGGCGGGAUACCCUACUACAUAAACCACCGUGAUGGAACUACUCAGUGGGAGCACCCAGCCCUCUCGUCGCUGCUCUCCGAUGGCUUUGGUGAAAUCAACCGCUUCAAGUACGCAGCAUACAGGACUGCAAUGAAGUUGAGAGAAGUUCAAAACGGGACCCAGUUGUGCAAUGUGAACCUGGGGACCCUGGAGAGAGCAUUCCGAGAGCUGGGUUACCAUCGCGACCAGAGCAACGAGGUCCUCCAGGUGGUGGAGGUGGAGGCCUUACUCACCAAGGUCUUCAACAACGCCAGAGAGGACGGCCCAGGAGGCUACAACUAUUCACUGCUUCCCUCAUGGGCCAUCAGUAAAGUGAUGAAGAAACAGGCAGGACGGCCAGAAAUUGAGCCAGAGCUGUACACGGAUAUCACCCUCAGUUGGAUCCUCAAGUGCUACGACAGUGGGCGGACAGGUGUGGUGAAGGUACACUCUCUAAUGAUUGGACUUGUGGCUUUGUGCCAUGCCACGAUUCAGGAAAAGUAUGCCUUUGUCUUUGACUUGAUGAGUAGUGACCAGAACCAAAUAUCUUUCUCAAACCUUAAAAUCAUCAUACAAGACCUUCUGCAGCUACCUCACAAUGUUGGAGAGACUAAAGUGUUUUCUGUGGAUGCUGCUGCUGACACGGCAAAGAGCUGCUGGAACUAUAAUGGGAAGCAGACACUGGAGUAUGUGACGAGAGAUGAGUUCUGGAUGUGGGUUAAGAGAGAGCCGGUCUCGCUUGUCUGGUUCCCCACUCUCUACCGCAUCGCCACCUCUGAAACUGUGAAGCAUGAGGCAACAUGUAGUGUAUGCAAGACCUUCCCCAUUGUGGGCAUAAGGUACCGAUGUUUGAAGUGCAGUAACGUGGACAUCUGCCAGGUAUGCUUCUGGAGGCAGAGCAAUACAGUGAAAGACCACAAGAUAACACAUCCCACAAGAGAGUACUGUCUUGCUACAACGACGGGAGAUGAUGUGAAGGACUUUGCAAAGCAGCUCAAGAACAAGCUGACUCGCAAGUAUCGUCGCAGGCCUCCCAAGAAGACAUAUCUGGACUACACCAUCCAGGGUGGAGGGGAUGAUGGGCCAGACAGGGACACUGGGGAGAGUCUAGUCUUCAACAACGUCCACACUCGAAUCAGCAACAUGGCACAGAGGUUGCUAGCAUUGGAGGAAGAAUCAGAGCCAGAUGAAGAAGGGACUGAUUCAGCUACUGCACAUCAACAGAGAGGUGUGGCUGGCGAGAACACGGAGGCCAGACUGAGAGCAGAGGAGUUGGCAAUAAUCGAAGCUAGGGGAAGGCAGGAGGCAGAGGAGCUAGCAAGCGUUGAGGCCAGAGGAAGACAAGAGGCGGAACUUGCCAGUCAGGAGAUUGAGAGACAGAUGGCUGGACUCCAGGGGAGGAACCAGGAGCUGAUGGCUGAGGUGGAGAGACUCACUCACCUCCUCCUUAAGAAACCUAAGGAAGUGAAGGUACCAUUUGCCAUCCCACCACCACCACCAAAGAUACCCUUGCAAGCCUCGCCAUUUGUGGACACCAAGUCACAAGCAGUCAACACCCUCCUACUGGGAGAGAUGACAUCAUCGAGUGGGACCCACUCACCGCGAGAGUGGUCCACGACUCUCCUGGGAGAGCAGCAGGAGCUGGACAGCAUCCUGGCCGACCUGCUCACUGCCUUCCCUCCUCCACACUCCACUGGAGUGUUUCCAACGGAUCUGGGUAAUGAACUGUUCCUGGCUGCAAAAGUGGUUGGUAAUACACUCGGGGCACUGGUUGAAAAAAUGACUGCAACACAAGAUUUCUGAAUUUACACAUAAAGACAGGGAUAUUUAUAAGCACAUGUAUUAAACUGUCUUUUUAAUAAUAAUUAUUGCUUUUAUUUACCUUACAU
Geodia barretti is the source of this 4162-nucleotide messenger RNA. NCBI's taxonomy places the organism in Eukaryota, Metazoa, Porifera, Demospongiae, Tetractinellida, Geodiidae. The record is from the annotation of a GenBank genome assembly.